AUGCAGGCCUUCCGCAACUCCACCCUCGCCCUCUCCCGCCGCGCGGUCACCGCACCCCUCCGUGUCGCCCCCGCCAGCGUCGCCCGCUACCACGCAAAGGUCAUUGACCACUACGAGAACCCUCGCAACGUCGGCAAGCUCGACAAGAAUGACGCCGAUGUCGGUACCGGUCUCGUUGGCGCUCCUGCCUGUGGCGACGUGAUGAAGCUCCAGAUCAAGGUCGGCGAGGACGGCAUCAUCCAGGACGUCAAGUUCAAGACCUUUGGCUGCGGUUCCGCCAUUGCCUCGUCGUCGUACAUGACCGAGCGCGUCAAGGGCCUUAGCAUCACCGACGCUGCCAAGGUCAAGAACACUGAGAUUGCCAAGGAGCUUUGUCUUCCUCCUGUCAAGCUCCACUGCUCCCUCCUUGCCGAGGACGCCAUCAAGUCCGCUAUCAAGGACUACCAGUCCAAGCGUGAGAAGCGCCUCGCCGCUGCCGCCGCCGCCUCUGCUCCUUCGCCCGCUGCCCAGCUCAGUGCCUCCGCAUGA
Apiotrichum porosum is the source of this 528-nucleotide messenger RNA. RefSeq names its product iron-binding protein (gene ISU1). The coding region runs from base 1 to 528 and encodes 175 amino acids. Gene Ontology annotation, cellular component: cytoplasm; mitochondrial matrix. The transcript has 5 exons. Lineage: Eukaryota; Fungi; Basidiomycota; Tremellomycetes; Trichosporonales; Trichosporonaceae. Gene Ontology annotation, molecular function: 2 iron, 2 sulfur cluster binding; ferrous iron binding. Gene Ontology annotation, biological process: iron-sulfur cluster assembly; intracellular iron ion homeostasis. The record is from RefSeq and is a predicted model, not a curated record.